UUGUGUUCUGGGUCCGUUGUCUCUGUGAUCCGGUUCUUCGCCAUGGCGGAGCCUCGCAGCAGCACCGUGGAGCUCCGGAGCCUGCAGCUGGCAGAAGGAACAGAGUCUGCAGACAGCGGCAUCGGAGACGUGGACGACCUGCCGCUGCCUCAGCAGAUCCACAUCAGCAGCAUCACCUGCGACUCCUUCAAGAUCAGCUGGUCCAUGGACAGCAGGGGCCGGGACCGGAUCAGCCACUACUUCAUCGACCUGAACAAGAAGGAGAACCUGAGCUGCAACAAGUUCAAACACAAGGACGUUCCCACCAAGCUGGUGGCGAAGGCGGUUCCGCUGCCGAUGACGGUCCGAGGUCACUGGUUCCUGAGUCCUCGGACCGAGUACACCGUCGCCGUGCAGACGGCCGCCAAACAGCCGGAUGGAGAAUACGCCGUGUCCCAGUGGAGCGAGAUCAUCGAGUUCUGCACCGCAGAUUACUCCACCGUCCACCUGAACCAGCUGCUGCAGAAAGCCGAGGCCAUCGCCGGCAGGAUGCUGCCGUUCACCGUCUUCUACAGGAACCAGCAGAGGGAGUCCUUCCUGCCAGACAGAGACGCUCAGUGUCGCCACCUGCUGCCGGCGGUGAAGGACGACAGCGGCAGCCACGGCUCGCCCAUCAGCGGCAAACUGGAGGGGAUCUUCUUCAGCUGCAACACCGAGUUCAACACCGGGAAACCCCCACAGGACUCUCCGUACGGACCCUACCGCUUCCAGAUCCAAGCAGACGUCCUCUUUAACCACAACACCAACAUCUACUUUGGGGAUUUCUACUGCAUGUACACGUCGUACCACUACGUCAUCGUGGUUUUGGCCCCCGUCGGCUCCCCAGGAGACUCCUUCUGCAAGGGGAGGCUGCCGGUUCUGGACCGGUCCAGCAACUGCUUCCUGACCUGCACCAAGGAGGACGACGGCUCGCUGUCCUUCCGCCACGCUCAGGACGUCAUCCUGGAGGUGAUCUACACCGAGCCAGUGGACCUGUCGCUGGGGACGGUGGCCCAGAUCAGCGGCCACCAGCUCAUGAGCCUGUCCACCGCCAACGCCAAGAAGGACCCCAGCUGCAAGAUCUGCAACAUCAGCGUCGGACGUUAGCCGCAGCUUCGGUCCGCAUAACAAGCUAACGCGUAGUAGCUAACAGCUAAACCACUAACUUCAUUCACCUCUACCCAGAACUCAGCCCACGGAUCGUCUGUGCAGCGUACCAGUUAUGUCUCACUGUGACGGCGCCCUCUCGUGGUCACAGUGAUGAUCACAGGGGCAGCAGGAGGUCAUGUGAUGUCGCUAAAGAGCAUAGCAGGUAUUUCUUAUACAGUCUAUGCUAAAGAGCCGUGAAGCAAAGAGGAGGUCGGGGUGGAUGGAGGGGAACCGCAGGAGGCCGCCUUCUGAAUGUUUUCAGUGGAAACCG
Molecule: messenger RNA, 1438 nt
Organism: Stegastes partitus (bicolor damselfish)
Lineage: Eukaryota; Metazoa; Chordata; Actinopteri; Pomacentridae
Product: phytanoyl-CoA hydroxylase-interacting protein-like
Exons: 6
Coding region: 43-1125 (360 amino acids)
Cellular component (GO): cytoplasm
Molecular function (GO): protein binding
Source: RefSeq, a predicted model, not a curated record